GUGACCGCGGGUGCCGGGGGCAGGCUGGAAGCCUGCGGGGUCCUGGCAGAGGAACUCCACCCCACGCCCCGGCGGCGUGGCCAGCCGGGCACCGGGGCAAGGCGUCUUAGCGUGGAAGGACAUUACCUGCCGACCAAGUCUCCUUCCCCAUCACAGCCUCCCGUUUAGUAUUUUCGGGAGAAGGACAGCCUUGUUUUCCGAAAUGCUUUGCUCGCAGACUGCUGGACCAGGCUGCGAGAGGAAGUUGUCGGAUCCCAGCCGCCAGCCGAGCACAUCUGGAAGUGGUUUCAGGGCCCGCCUCGCUCUGCCAGCGCGACGCCGGGUUCGCAGCUGCUUUGCGCAGCGGUGGAGGAAACCCGAGCGCUCCGUAGUCAACGCAAGCAAAGGGGGGUGUGGGUGGGGGAAGGAAUAUUCUUUUGGAAACGUAAUAUUGGCCUCGAGGCUCUCUCUCCAGCCCUCUGGGACUUCCAGUGGGAUCUUAGAAGCAGCCGAAGCAGCGUGAGGGCAGCAGCCCAAGGCCGGCCACGAUUGGAACGCUCGGCCCUGCAGCUCUUCUGGACGGACGAGCCCAAAGCCCUACCCUCACCAUUCACCAGGUCACGGUUCAUUAUCCACGUGAACACACAUGGCUCUGUUACGGAAAAUAAACCAGGUGUUGCUCUUCCUUCUGAUUGUGACCCUGUGUGGGAUUCUGUAUAAGAAAGUUCAUAAGAGGACUGUGAUCAAGAAUGAGACAGAUGUUGAAUCCGAGACCCCCGAAGAACUGGAAGAGGAGAUUCCUGUGGUGAUUUGUGCAGCAGCAGGGAGAAUGGGCGCUGCCAUGGCUGCCAUCAACAGCAUCUACAGCAACACUGACGCCAACAUUUUGUUCUAUGUGGUCGGACUCCGGAACACUCUGUCUCGAAUACGAAAAUGGAUUGAACAUUCUAAACUGAGAGAAAUAAACUUUAAAGUCGUGGAAUUCAACCCUACGGUCCUCAAAGGGAAGAUCAGACCAGACGCCUCGAGGCCUGAAUUGCUCCAGCCUCUGAACUUUGUUCGAUUUUAUCUCCCUCUCCUUAUCCACCAACACGAGAAAGUCAUCUAUUUGGACGAUGAUGUAAUUGUACAAGGUGACAUCCAAGAACUGUAUGACACCACCCUGGCCCUGGGCCAUGCGGCAGCUUUUUCAGAUGACUGUGACUUGCCCUCCACUCAGGACAUACACAGACUUGUGGGGCUGCAGAAUACGUAUAUGGGCUAUCUGGACUACCGGAAGAAGACCAUAAAAGACCUUGGCAUCAGCCCCAGCACCUGCUCUUUCAAUCCUGGUGUGAUUGUUGCCAACAUGACGGAAUGGAAACACCAGCGCAUCACCAAACAAUUGGAAAAGUGGAUGCAAAAAAAUGUGGAGGAAAACCUCUAUAGCAGCUCCCUGGGAGGAGGGGUGGCCACCUCCCCAAUGCUGAUUGUGUUUCAUGGGAAAUAUUCCACAAUCAACCCCCUGUGGCACAUAAGGCACCUGGGUUGGAAUCCAGAUGCCAGAUACUCGGAGCAUUUUCUGCAGGAAGCUAAAUUACUCCACUGGAAUGGAAGACACAAACCCUGGGAUUUCCCUAGUGUUCACAACCACUUAUGGGAAAGCUGGUUUGUUCCUGACCCUGCAGGGAUAUUUAAACUCAAUCACAACAGCUGAUAUAACUCAACAUUUAAAAUAUUCCCUGUGUAAAAAUGUGGAAUGAUCCCUCUGUAGCCUACUACAUAUACAACAUUGUUCUUUAUGAACAGUACCUUUGAUACCUAUGAUCUACAAUUUACAAAACAAAAAGUAUUCUGUGCAAGUCAUCCCUUGGCCCAUACAGGCAUUGAAUUCUUUAAGUACAAGUGGUAAUUAUGGAAAUCAAGGUUAUGUGACUGAAAAACACUGUUGGAAAGAAUUAAACCCAUUUAGUUUAUCAGCAAUUUGCUUACUACUGAAUGACAAUUAUAUACAUAAAUUUUAAAACUUUCUAAAUAUAUUAAUAUUUUUCACAUGCAGGUAUUUUUUAACAGGUAGCCAAUCUUGUCUUUUGUAGAACUAGUACAUUUAAAAUGUGGAUGUCUGAAAAAUAAAAAUUCAUAGAUUUUUA
Messenger RNA from Lemur catta (Ring-tailed lemur), 2108 nucleotides. RefSeq names its product glycosyltransferase 8 domain containing 2 (gene GLT8D2). The record is from RefSeq and is a predicted model, not a curated record. Bases 626 to 1675 code for a protein of 349 amino acids. Gene Ontology annotation, cellular component: Golgi apparatus. NCBI's taxonomy places the organism in Eukaryota, Metazoa, Chordata, Mammalia, Primates, Lemuridae. The transcript is spliced from 11 exons. Gene Ontology annotation, molecular function: glycosyltransferase activity.